This is a messenger RNA of Cotesia glomerata, 3990 nucleotides long. RefSeq names its product cactin-like (gene cactin). Gene Ontology annotation, biological process: mRNA cis splicing, via spliceosome. The coding region runs from base 153 to 3929 and encodes 1258 amino acids. NCBI's taxonomy places the organism in Eukaryota, Metazoa, Arthropoda, Insecta, Hymenoptera, Braconidae. Gene Ontology annotation, molecular function: protein binding. Gene Ontology annotation, cellular component: spliceosomal complex; cytoplasm. The transcript has 9 exons. The record is from RefSeq and is a predicted model, not a curated record.
AUAUUUUAUCUUUUUCAUUCAUAAUAUAACCUUUUUAAAAAUAGUAAACGUAUAAACGUAAUAAUAAAACGUUAUUGUUUUUUAUUGUUCUGUGCUGUCUCUGGUGUUAUUUUUUUUAUUCAUUAACAAUAAUAAUAAAAUUUUUUACAAUAAUGGAUAAAUAUUUACGGGAAGAUUUUGAUGGAGAUAAAAGACGUUCUCGAGCCAGUAAAAAUAAACGUGAUGAUGAAAAAAGACAUUCGAGUAGUUCAAAAUCAUUAAAAAAUCAAAGAAAUCGUAACGACAGUGUAACAAAAAAAUUUAAACAUGAGGAUUGUUCUUCAAGAUCAUCAAAUAAAAAACAUUCAAAACACAAGAAGAGAAAAAGAUCGUCGUCAUCUUCGUCAUCUUCCUCGUCGUCAUCAAAUUCAUCAGGUGACUCGAUAAAAUUGAUGAAAAAACUGGAACAGCAGCGUCUGAAGCAAUUAGAAGAGCGUUGUCGUAAAAAAGAACUAUUGAAAGCAACAGAAACACCAGAAGAGAAGCGACUGCGUCGGUUAAAAAAAAAAGAAACUAAAGAACGUAAGCGAAAACAAAGGAUGGGCUGGGAUAACGAUUAUCUUCAUUAUACAAAUACAGACAAUCCGUUUGGUGACGGUAAUCUUCUUACUAGCUUUGUCUGGAAUAAAAAAAUGAAAAAAGACGGUCUCGAGGGCGUGACACGGGAAGAGUUGGAGCUGAGAAAUCGACAAAAGCAAGAGGAAAAUAAACGUGAGCUAGAAAAAGUUAAAAAACGAAGGCAAGAACGUGAAUUGGAACGUCAACAGCGUGAAGAAGAAAUGAAUAUGAUGCAAAGGGGUAAAGAAGCUGCCCAAAUGGAGCAAUGGAAGCACCAAGAGGACGAAUUUCAUCUUAAACAAGCACGUUUAAGAUCACAAAUACGAAUUAACGCUGGUCGUGCUGAACCAAUUGAUCUAUUGGCUAAAUAUAUUUCGACUGAAGAAAACGAGGAAGACGAUGAUGUCGAGAUGUAUGAGCCUUACAGCUAUCUUCGUGGAUUACAGAUAAAAGACUUUGAAAAUCUUCUUGCAGAUAUUAAAACGUGGAAAACAUUAGAACGUGGUAAAAAUUCAGAUUACUGGAAUGAUAUUACCGUUAUUGUUCAAGAUGAAAUGCAUAAAUUAAGAAAAAUUGAUAAAUCAGAGUGUGAAGCCGCAAUGGGACGUCGUGAAGGAAUAAACGAGGCCGUUGCCCAAGAUAUUACCGGAGUAUUUAAAGGAAAAUCAGCAAAGCAACUUGAAACAAUGCAGCUACAGAUUGAAAAAAAAAUAUCUGGUAAUCCUGAGGGUGUUGAUAUCGGUUACUGGGAGAGUCUUUUGUCACAGCUUAAAGCUCAUAUGGCGCGAGCUAGACUUCGAGAUCGACAUCAAGAAAAUCUUAAAAAGAAACUUGAUAUUCUUAUUGCUAAACAGGGUGUUGUUGCCAAAAGUCAAUCCGAUGAUAACAACAAAGAUAAUAAUAAUCAUCAUAAUAAAGAUGAACAAUUAGAUAUAAAUCCCAGUACCAGCCAUAGUUUUAAUAAUAAUAAUAAAAAUGAUAAUGAUAAAAAAGAGGAUAAUAGUAAGAUACCUGAUAGUAAAGAAAAUAGUAAUCACCACCAGGAGGAGGCUAAUGAUCACGAGCAUCAAUUACUUGAUGAAUUUUUCAAUGAGUAUGAUGCUGGCGGUUAUUCACCAAAGUAUAUCUCUGCUGGACAGCUUGAACCAGGAACUCUUGUUACUUUAGAAGCUGAUGAUAAUCAACGACUUGAAUUUGCAAGGCAUCAGGUAUUAAAUACAGGAAAAAAAGUUCAAAGUGUUUUAUCUCUGGAGGAACAGGCGAUGCAUCGUGAAGCAAGAAAAAAUAUGGGUGAUGAUGAAGCUCAAUUCAGUGUCGAGUCAUCUUUAGAAGCACAAAUUUACUUGUGGUCUGAUAAAUACCGACCCAGGAAGCCUCGGUACUUUAAUCGAGUUCACACUGGAUUUGAAUGGAACAAGUACAAUCAAACUCAUUAUGAUAUGGACAAUCCUCCUCCGAAAAUAGUUCAGGGAUAUAAAUUUAAUAUAUUUUAUCCGGAUUUAAUUGACAAGAGUACCACUCCAGUCUAUUCUUUAAUUCCCUGUGGUAAAACUAUUGAAAGACCAAAAACAGCUAAUCUAGAGAGGCCAACGGUCCUAGAUCCUGCAUUGGUUAAUAAAUUAGACAUGUCAUUGCUGAGUAAAGAACGAUUAUGCGAUUCAAUGACGCGAAUACAGCUUGAUCGAAGAGCUACCACCAGUAUAAAAGUAAGUGGGGGUGGAUAUACACUACCCGCCAACAAUAACAAACGAAUAGACCAGCAGCAGCAACAGCAGCAGGCCACCAGUAUUGUUCAAUCAUCAAACAACAGUAUUGUGUCGCUCACUGAGGCUAAAACAUUUUUUAUUCGCUCUAAACGACCUACCUUUCAACACCUUAUUAAUAAUUAUUAUUUAUACGAUCAACCAACAACAACAACAACAACAACAACAAUAAUGCCUGUUAAUCACAAACUUGAUCCAGUGAUGGUUAAAAAAUCACCCAGUCCAGUUUUAAAUAAUAAUCAGACAAUAAAAUUAACAGACAGUAAAAUAACAGGUUCGUCGCUGUCAACUAUUCGGACAUCAAAGUCAUCUCGUUUAGCAUUACCGGAGGAACUUAAAUUGUUUACCGCCACCUCAACGACUGUUAAUAAAUUAAAAACACCAGAGCCGUGUAAAACUUGUGGCCGUCCUGAUCAGCCUGAACGAUUUCACAGCCAUCCAAAGGGUCUUCCUCUCAAGGGAAUUACUGAUAAUAAAGAUAAAAAUAAUAAUAAUAAUAAUACCAAUGAUAAUGUCAAAAAAUCUAUUCAAAAGCCAGUUGCUUUAAAUUACAAAAGCGAUAAAAAUAAAGAAAAAUCAACAAAAAAUAAUAAUAAUAAUAAAAAUGGCCAGGAUGAUUGUUUGCUUGAAAUAAAAGAUAAAAAAAAAUUAUUAUCACUCAAUAGUAGUGAUAAUAAUGAAAAUUACAAUAAAUUAUCACGUCCAGGUUCAGUUAAAAAAGGACCGAGAACGGUUACUUGUUACAUAUGCUCACGUGAAUUUGGCACUGCUAGUUUUCCGAUACACGAGCCAAAAUGCAUGGAGAAAUGGGAGCGUGAGAAUGAAGCAUUAUCUCCAUUAAAAAGACGUCCUCGUCCUCAACGACCAGAAUUGCCAUUAAAUCAUCACCAGUGGAACAACGUUGCCUGGGAAUUGUCUCAAACACAGCUACUUCCUUGUUCAAAAUGCGGCAGAACUUUUUUACCCGAUCGUUUACCGGUUCAUCAAAAAAGUUGCAAAAAUUCCAAGGAUACUGCGUCAGAUAAAUCAGACAGGACUGAAAAAUCGAGGAGCUUUACCAGUCAAUCGGGUUCCUCAACUAUUUUUUGUCAGACCUGCGGUCGUAAUUUCGGCGCAAGAACUAUUAAAAUACAUGAACCCCAAUGUUUAAAGCGUUGGCAUCAGACUGCUAACAACAUUUCAUCCGAUGAUAACAAAAAAAAACAAGAUAAAUCAUCUGGAAGCUGUUCUAAUAGUUUACGGGAAUUAAUGAAACCUACGACAACUUGUUAUAUAUGUGGUCGCGACUUUGGAUCAGUUAGUAUUGAUAUCCAUGAGCCGCAGUGCUUGAAAAAAUGGCACAUUGAUAAUGAUAAACUCCCACUGAGUCAACGUCGCUCUGAGCCAAUUAAACCUAUUUUAGCUGAUACUACGUUGGAUACAGCAAGCCCUGUAAUUAACUGGGCAGCAACGACCGAAGCUAAAUGGAAAUCACAUUUGGGUCAAUUAGUCCCUUGCAAAAACUGCAAAAGAACUUUCAAUCCUGAUCGGGUUGCUGUACACGAACGCACUUGUAAAGGUACACGCUAAUUAUAAAUUCAAGCAAUCUACAUACAUUUAUUAUUAAAAUUAUUUACUAUUGAAUUUUAUU